AUGAAGACGACGACGACGGCGAUGCGCACCUCCCUCGUCCUCGUCCUCCUCCUCGCUGCGGCUUCGGCCGCCGCCGCCGCCUCAAGCAAGGACCGCUGCCAUUCCGACGACAAGAAAGCGCUGUUGGCCAUUGACGCGGCGUUCGGCACCCCCUACCACUUCGCGUCCUGGACGCCCGACUCCUCGUGCUGCGACUGGUACGGAGUCGACUGCGACCCCUUCACCGGCCGCGUCGUCGGCCUCUCCAUCUUCCAGGACGCCAACCUCACCGGCACCAUCCCCGACGCCAUCGGCGGCCUCGUCCACCUCCGGAACCUCAUGCUGCACCACCUCCCCGGCAUCUCGGGCCCCAUCCCGCCCGCCAUCGCCAGGCUCUCCAACCUCUCCAUGCUCAUCAUCUCCUACACCGGCGUCUCCGGCCCCGUGCCGUCAUUCCUGGGCAAGCUCACCGCGCUCACCUUGCUCGAGCUGCCAUUCAACUCCCUCACGGGCGCCAUCCCGGCGUCGCUCGCCGCCCUCCCGUACCUCUCCGGGAUCGACCUCAGCCGCAACCGCCUCACCGGCGCCAUCCCUCCGCUGCUCCUCAGCAGGUCCCCCGACCAGGCCUACCUCGUGCUGUCGCACAACAACCUGUCCGGCGGCAUCCCAGCCGAGUUCGCCGCCGUCAACUUCGCGCACCUCGACCUGUCGCGUAACACACUCACCGGCGGCGACGCGUCGGGCCUGUUCGGCGGGGCAAAGGAACUGCAGUACCUGGACCUGUCGCGCAACGCGCUGAGCUUCAACCUCUCCGGCGUGGAGCUGCCGGAGCAGCUCUACUUCGUGGACGUGAGCCACAACGCCAUCUACGGCGGCAUCCCGGCGCAGGUGGCGAACCUGACCAACCUGCAGUUCUUCAACGUCAGCUACAACCGGCUCUGCGGCGGCGUGCCCACCGGCGGCAACAUGGCGAGGUUCGAUGCCUACAACUACCAGCACAACAAGUGCUUGUGUGGACCUCCGCUGCCGACGACAUGCAACAAGUGA
Miscanthus lutarioriparius is the source of this 1026-nucleotide messenger RNA. The record is from the annotation of a GenBank genome assembly. NCBI's taxonomy places the organism in Eukaryota, Viridiplantae, Streptophyta, Magnoliopsida, Poales, Poaceae.